Messenger RNA from Pteropus alecto (black flying fox), 6900 nucleotides. It is a transcript of the gene IGSF3, whose product is annotated as immunoglobulin superfamily member 3. The transcript has 11 exons. The record is from RefSeq and is a predicted model, not a curated record. NCBI's taxonomy places the organism in Eukaryota, Metazoa, Chordata, Mammalia, Chiroptera, Pteropodidae. Bases 652 to 4287 code for a protein of 1211 amino acids.
GUGAACCCCCGCUGUGUUUGUUCCAGGGCUCCGCCGGCCUUGGGGGGCCGCCUCGGGACGAGCCGAACGCCAACUUGCCUCGCGUGGUCCGAGCAGGUCCGGGGCAGGGGGCGGCUCCGUGACCUGCCGGCAUGGAUGCGGAGCGACUUUUUGAUGAGGAAAGCAAAAACGGUCGACGCCGGCCAGGGCGAUGUGGCUCUCAAAGGUUUUGACAAAACCUGCCCCGUUCCCUUUGGGGAAUCCGACCGAGGGAGAUUGCAGACACCUUCACUGGGAAGCCAAGGACAUUUCUGUAUAAUCAGCGCAUGAAAGGAUUUCCUCAGACUUUCCCCUUCUUUUCCUUGAGGAUUAAUCCACCGCAAUCUACAAUUCCAGUGGACACCGCGAGGCACAUGAUGUCGCAGGAGCCUAGAGCUCCUGCAGAAGCGUUCUGGACCCUUUCUUUGCACAGGGGAGUUUAACCCAUGCCGCCCGCUGCCCUCCGCGGACUCCCUCCUGCUGAGCUCUUCUCUUGAACCUAUUCUUAUUUUCUGAGUUAAGUUCUGUUUCCAAAACUGUCCCCCGGAGGUCUAAGUGGAUUGCUAGAGAUGAGAGAUUAAGUGCCGGGAGCAGUGGAAGCGCCCUGUGCCGUGUCUUCGGUCCGCUGCCGACAUGAAGUGCUUUUUCCUGGUGCUCAGCUGUCUGGCUGUGCUGGGUAAGGUGACGGCUCAGCGGCAAGUCGCCGUCCAGGAAGGACCCCUAUACCGCACGGAGGGCUCCCACAUCACCAUCUGGUGCAACGUGAGUGGCUACCAGGGCCCCUCCGAGCAGAAUUUCCAGUGGUCCAUUUACCUGCCCUCCGCCCCGGAGCGCGAGGUCCAGAUCGUCAGCACGGUGGACCCCUCCUUCCCUUACGCCAUCUACACCCAGCGCGUCCGCAGCGGGAAGAUCUACGUGGAGAGAGUCCAGGACCACUCGGCCUUGCUGCACAUCACGGAGCUGCAGGCCCGGGAUGCGGGCGAGUACGAGUGCCACACGCCCAACACCGACGAGCGCUACUUCGGGAGUUACAGCGCCAAGAUGAACCUCGUGGUGAUCCCAGACUCUCUGCAGACCACCGCCAUGCCCCAGACUCUGCACAAGGUGGAGCAGGACCCUCUCGAGCUCACCUGCGAGGUGGUCACGGAGACGUUCCAGCACAGCCACCUGUCCGUGGCCUGGCUCCGGCAGAGGGGCAGUGAGAAGCCCGUGGAGGUCAUCGCCCUGAGCCGGGAUUUCGUGCUUCACUCCGGCAGCGAGUACGCCCAGAGGCAGAGCCUGGGGGAGGUGCGGCUGGACAAGCUGGGGAGCACCACCUUCCGCCUCACCGUCUUCCACCUGCAGCCUUCGGACCAGGGCGAGUUCUACUGCGAGGCCGCCGAGUGGGUCCAGGAUCCGGACGGCUCGUGGUACGCCAUGACCCGGAAGCGUUCCGAGGGGACCGUGGUCACUGUCCAGCCCACAGACAAGGAAUUCACCGUUCGGCUGGAGACAGAGAAGCGGCUGUACACGAUGGGUGAGCCUGUGGAGUUCAGAUGCAUCCUGGAGGCUCAGAACGUUCCCGACCGAUACUUCGCCGUUUCCUGGGCCUUCAACAGCUCGCUCAUCGCCAGCAUGGGGCCUAAUGCCGUGCCGGUCCUCAACAGUGAAUUUGCCCAUCGGGAAGCCAAGGGACAGCUUAAAGUGGCCAAAGAGAGCGACAGUGUCUUCGUGCUGAAGAUCUACCACCUCCGCCAGGAAGACAGCGGGAAAUACAACUGUCGUGUGACAGAGAGGGAGAAGACGGUCACCGGGGAAUUCAUCGACAAGGAGAGCAAGCGUCCGAAGAACAUCCCCAUCAUAGUCCUCCCCAUCACAGAUGACUGGGUAGUUAAAGUCCCCCAGAACCACCAGAUCCUGCCCCAAGGCCACUUGGAGAGCAGCGUCUCCGUGGAGGUGGCCAGCAACGCCAGCGUGGUCCUCGAGGGCGAGAACCUGCACCUCUCCUGCAGCGUCCGCACGGCGGGCAGGCCGCAGGGCCGCUUCUCUGUCAUCUGGCAGCUCGUGGACAGGCAGAACCGCCGCAGCAACAUCGUGUGGCUGGACCGGGACGGCACCGUGCAGCCGGGCGCGUCCUACUGGGAGCGCAGCAGCUUCGGGGGUGUCCAGAUGGAGCAGGUGCAGCCCAGCUCCUUCAGCCUGGGCAUCUUCAACAGCAGGAAGGAGGACGAGGGCCAGUACGAAUGCCACGUGACCGAGUGGGUGCGGGCGGUGGAUGGCGAGUGGCAGAUCGUCGGGGAGCGCCGAGCCAGCACCCCCAUCUCCGUCACGGCUCUUGAAACGGGCUUCGCGGUCACAGCCAUCUCCCGCACGCCAGGGGUGACCUACAGCGAUUCCUUUGACCUGCAGUGCAUCAUCAAACCCCACUACCCCGCCCGGGUCCCCGUGUCAGUGACGUGGCGGUUUCAGCCGGUGGGCACCGUCGAGUUCCAGGACCUGGUGACUUUUACCCGGGAUGGAGGGGUCCAGUGGGGGGAUCGGUCCUCCACCUUCAGAACCCGCACGGCCAUCGAGAAGGCCGAGUCCAGCAACAAUGUCCGCCUGAGCAUCAGCCGGGCCAGUGACACGGAGGCGGGCAAGUACCAGUGUGUGGCGGAGCUCUGGCGGCGCAACUACAACAGCUCCUGGACGCGGCUGGCCGAGCGGACCUCCAACCUGCUGGAGAUCCGGGUGCUGCAGCCAGUGACAAAGCUGCAGGUGAGCAAAUCAAAGAGGACCCUCAGCCUGGUGGAGAACAGGCCCAUCCAGCUGAGCUGCUCGGUCAGGUCUCAGACCAGCCAGAACUCCCACUUCGCCGUGCUCUGGUACGUCCACAAGCCCUCGGACGCCGACGGCAAGCUCAUCCUCAAAACCACCCACAGCUCCGCCUUUGAGUACGGCACCUACGCCGAGGAGGAGGGCCUGCGGGCCAGGCUGCAGUUUGAGAGGCACGUGUCCGGGGGCCUGUUCAGCCUCACCGUCCAGAGAGCCGAGGUCAGCGACAGCGGCAGCUACUACUGCCACGUGGAGGAGUGGCUGCUGAGUCCCAACUACGCCUGGUACAAGCUGGCAGAGGAGGUUUCGGGGCGCACGGAAGUCACUGUGAAGCAGCCAGACAGCCGCCUGAAGCUCAGCCAGGCGCAGGGGAACCUGUCGGUUCUGGAGACACAGCAGGUGCAGCUGGAGUGCGUGGUCCUGAACCGCACCAGCGCGGCCUCCCAGCUCGCGGUGGAGUGGUUCGUGUGGAAGCCCAACCACCCGGAGCGGGAGACGGUGGCCCGGCUGAGCCGCGAGGCCACCUUCCACUACGGGGAGCAGGCGGCCAAGAACAACCUGAAGGGCCGGCUGCAUCUGGAGAGCCCUUCCUCGGGCACGUACCGGCUCUUCAUCCAGAACGUGGCCGUGCAGGACAGCGGGACCUACAGCUGCCACGUGGAGGAGUGGCUGCCCAGCCCCAGGGGCGUGUGGUACAAACGGGCCGAAGACACCGCUGGGCAGACCGCCGUUACAGUCACGCGACCAGAUGCUGCCCUGCAGGUGGACACGGUGGUCCCCAACGCCACGGUGUCCGAGAGGGCGGCUUUCCAGCUGGACUGCAGUGUCGUGUCUCGCUCCAGCCAGGAGUCCCGUUUUGCUGUGGCCUGGUUUUCCCUGCGGACCAAGACUGGAGGGAAAAGAGGCAGCCCCGGCCUGGAGGAGCAGGAGGAUGAGGACGAGGACGAGGAGGGAGAGGAGGAAGAAGACCCCACAGAGCGGACGGUCCUGCUGAGCGUGGGCCCGGACGCGGUGUUUGGCCCGGAGGGCAGGCCCUGGGAGGGCAGGCUUCGCUUCCAGAGGCUGUCCCCACUGCUCUACCGCCUCUCGGUGCUGCAGGCCAGUCCCCAGGACACGGGCAACUACUCCUGCCGUGUGGAGGAGUGGCUGCCCAGCCCGCAGAAGGGGUGGUACCGGCUGGUGGAGGAGGAGUCGGCCCCCGUCAGCAUCCACGUUCUGGACACAAGUUCCACCCUGCAGUCUGUCAUCUGCUCCAACGACGCGCUCUUCUACUUCGUCUUCUUCUACCCGUUCCCCAUCUUCGGCAUCCUCAUCAUCACCAUCCUGCUGGUGCGUUUCAAGAGCCGGAACUCCAGCAAAAACUCAGACGGGAAGAACGGGGUGCCCCUGUUGUGGAUCAAAGAGCCGCACCUCAACUACUCCCCCACUUGCCUGGAGCCCCCCGUGCUCAGCAUCCACCCGGGAGCCAUAGACUGAGGGGGUCCCCCCCGCAGACGUGGGCCGCGGGGAGCUCAGGUGCCCCCUUGCUCUGCCCCUCUCCCUGUGACCGGACAGCGAACAGCACCCGAACCCACAGAAGACACUGCCGGCCUGGAGAAGCGUUCACAGCCCCGCGUCAGUCGCAAAGACAGACUGCUUCCAGGUGGCAGUCUGGGUUGGUUAGCUGUUUCCCAGAGAUACCGUCACCCCGCGGAAUUAGGUUUCUUGUUUUUGUUUUUGGUGACGUAGCGAGUAGCUCCAGGUGCCACAUCUACUCACUGGUUUAUAUAGUCUUCUCAGAUAGAUGUUAUGGGGCCUCUCUUUGUAACGGACGCUUUUUGAAUCCCUUUGGUUUGCCGUUUUUGGAUUCUGUAAAGUCGUGGACAAAUUUCUCUUCCAUACAACUGGUGGCAAAAGGAAGGAUGAACUUUCCAGCGCAAAGGAAUCUCUUCCAAGACCUUUUGUUUCUGCACACUUGAAAUGCCACCCAUGGAUCAAAAGACACCCAAACUUUUGUUUUUUUACUUUCUUAACGAGACUCGAAAAUUAGGUGCAGCGUGGGGCAAUUUGUAUCUUAUCUUUUCCUUCAGCUGGAGUUCUUGGAACCACUUUGUAGUCAAGAUGAAAGCGUUGACUUUUGCUUCAAAGAACUGUGUGUGCAAGAGAGAUUUUGCCUAACCCUGUUAGGAGUCCAUGGUGCCUGGCCAGCCUGUCAGGGAGGCAAACAUAGGCUUCCUCCCAACCUUGCCAAAAAAAUAAGAAAACUUCGUUGGAGAACGAGUCAGAUGCUCCAGGCAGCACACACUUUGCAAGCUAAAGUGGGCAGAGGGCUGCUUUUAGCAGCUACUGACUUUCAGAUUGAUCAAAGCCAGUGAUGAGUGAAGGGAGGCAGGCGAGUUGUUGGCUUGAUCUCUUCUGCAAGGGCAGUGUCUGACUGGUAACUGAGCACAUGGGCUUCAGUGUUAAGAUGCUUUGCCAGACUUAAGGGGAAGUGGCCAGUGAGCCUGGGAAGGGGACAGCGCUGAGCUGAGCACACGGGCCCAAGCAGCCACCAUGCACACCAGCAGAGGGCACUGUGGCCUGCUGCUGGCUAAGUUCCCUGAAGAGUGGGACAGUGAGCGGUGGGAGGGGGUUUUCCAGAGCCUGAUGUUGGAGAAUGGGUAGGAAUUACUGCCUCCCUGGAGAUAGGAAAACUAGGCUUGUAUUCUUCCUUUCAGUUAGAUUUUCCUCAAAGAUAUUGAUGUCUUCUCUAUUCACCGUUUAUUUCUCCCUGCUUCUCACUGCCAUACGAACAUCCAGGGGACUUCCACGUGCAGCCCUUUGUAAUCCUUUGCACGACCCAGUCUCGGCAGAAACCAUCACAUGCCUUUGUGGGUUUUUUAACCUUUCCCUCUCUUAGAUCUGUUGCGGUUUUAAGUGAUUUGCUGGUUCAUUGUUAUGGCCCCUUAAAUCCCAAAAAGGGCCAUCGUCACCCUUGUUAUUUUACAUUAUUGUCGAGAAGCAUCGGUUGCAGGAGUUCCCUCUUGCUCACUCCGUGAAGAUGUCCGCAUGCCCUGCCUUUCCCAUAUUUUGCUGGCCGAGAGUGCCAUCUCCCUUCCCCUGAGCUUGCAUCUCGAAUCCCAAGCGAGUUUCCAGUUUGGAAAAAGCCACCAGGGAUUUUGGCACCAAGUCUAACCAGAGAGAUUGCUGUGAAACCCUGUUUUGAGACUGAGCAGACUCCAGGGGAGCUGCAGGGACCCCAGGCCACAUGGGCACUGAUCCUUAUCGAAGUUUCGGGGGUGCAGGUGCUCAGCAGAUGCUUCGCUGGAUCUCAGGUGAGGGGAGGCAAGGCGACCGCUCGGCCAUUCUCUGGCAGGCUCACAAGGACCUGCCUUCUCUCCCAGGAGACAGUGCAGGUACCACCACCUUAAUCCCGCUGGAGCCUCAUGCGCAUUCGCGUUUGUCAUGCCGCAUGAAUGCUUUAGAGGUGCAGUCAGCUCAGCGGUAAGAAAAGCAGUGUUUUCCCCAUUCCUUAAUUUCAGGGGUGUGACUUUUCAGUGGGAAAUUGCUGACUCCUAAUUUAGGGACUGAGUCCAUCUGAAUGGAAAGAUGCCAGAGGGCCGUCUGGGACUGGAGUGUGUACCUGAGACCUGAGUUUGAAUUGGUUCACAUCUGUAGAAAGGUAGGUGCUGCUCGUAUUUAAAUAGGUGAAGCUAUUGCAGGAAACUUGAAAGGAAAAGAAAAAGAAACCGAAGCCAGUAUUUUAAUAAUUGUUUUUUUUUUUUCCUGUGUAUUUUCUACUGGGCUGAGGGAUACCGUCCAAGGGCGAGCUUUUCUAGCUUUCUGUGAAAAGUCCCAGGAAGGUCUUCCUUUGGCCAUUUCUAUGGAAAUGUGGUGUCAGGUGAAUGAAUGGUAACGGUGCCCUCCAGUGGCUGGGAGACCUCAUUGCACAUUGUCGACCAGAGCUUUAAUUCUCUGAAACCAGAAGACACUUACCUGCAUCUACCAUGUUGUGAUAACAAAACCUACACUGUGCCAGGCCCAUCCCAGGACGUGGACAUGCUCACACCCUCUUUCACCAGGGUGUUUCUGUAGCAGAUUUUCAUAUUCUUUUCAAACGAUGCUUUCCCU